This is a messenger RNA of Paramecium primaurelia, 440 nucleotides long. The record is from the annotation of a GenBank genome assembly. NCBI's taxonomy places the organism in Eukaryota, Ciliophora, Oligohymenophorea, Peniculida, Parameciidae.
AUGUAAAAAUUAAGGAACAUUUAUAAGAAUUUUUAUGAAAAUGUAGUAAAAGGAGGUUAGAAAAUAGAUGCUCCUCCUAAAUACAAUUUUAAGGGAUAAAAAUAAGAUUAUAAAGAUUUUUAGAGAGGUCCAUAGUUGACAAGAGAAUAAUUAGCUUAAAAGUAUAUACAUAUUUAAUUUAUAGUUAGAAGUUAGAUGAAGAAUUGAAACCAUAAUCAAGAGAAUUAAGAUUGAAAAAUGCUUUUUAUUUUUGCAUUUAUAUGGGAUGGUUUGCAGGAGUCAUAUUAUUUGUGAUGUAUAGAUUAGGAAGUGAUGAAAUUGGAGAUAUGGAAAGAUCAGCCAAAGAAAGGUAACUUUGUAUAUUAUAUUAAGAAUUCGUUUACGUGAAAGCUUAAAGAAAGAAAAUUAAAAAUGAUUCAAAAUGGCAUUCUUAAUUUCAC